AUGUCCGAAAUUCGGAACAUGGGGAAUAAAGGCUAUCCAAUUUUAUGUUAUCGCCACAAUAAAUGGAUUCCACUAAGCUCUGAGGAGCUCGUACCAGGAGAUAUUGUAUCGUUGCGCUCUGCACCCAAGAAUCAAGUAACGAACAAAAGCCAACCCCAGAGACAACAAAAUCCUAGACAGGCCUCUGAGCCAGACGAAAGAUUGGCGCCUUGUGAUCUUAUUCUUUUGUCGGGAAGACUAAUUUGUGAUGAAUCUCUUUUGACGGGCGAGUCAGUUCCUCAGGUGAAAGAAGGCAUUGAUCAAAUCGAUAUGACUUCCACAUUUGUUGAGGCAGACAAUGGCGUGUCCGUUAUUAAUGGUGGCACGAAGAUUCUUCAGUUCAUUCCAGCUGGGAAAGACGGCCUCCCUAGCAAUCUAACCGGCGCUCUUAGACCUACUGAUAAGGGAUGCCCGGCGUUAGUCAUCCGAACGGGGUUUUCGACAACUCAAGGGCAACUUUUGCGAACUAUUCUCUACGGUUCGAAGCGCGUGACUGCGAAUAACAAAGAGACUGGAUUGUUCAUAGGCAUUCUAUUGAUGUUUGCAAUCGCAGCCUCUGCUCACUUGUACAUUGAGGGGAGCAAGGAUGAGACAAAAUCAAAAUACAAGCUAUUACUGGAAUGCACAUAUAUUCUUACUUCAGUUGUCCCUCCAGAACUUCCGAUCCAACUCUCUUUGGCUGUCAAUACUUCCCUGUUAGCCCUGCACAAACUUGGUCUAUUUUGUACAGAACCGUUCCGAAUCCCUUAUGCUGGUAAAAUAGAUAUUGUCUGCUUCGACAAAACUGGAACACUCACUCAAGAUGAAGUAGUUAUUGAUGGGGUCGCGGGUGUGAGAGAUGAUCCGAAUCAAGUCGUCCCAGUAAUUGACCUUUCUCCCGAAACUACAAGAGUACUCGCGGGUGCACACGCGCUUCAUAUGUCCGAUGAUAAACAACUUGUUGGAGAUCCAUUGGAAAUUACGAUUUUGAAAGAAAUUAACUGGAGUCUCAAGGGAGACACUUGUGCGCCGCUGAAUAAAUCCAGAGAUCACAAAGCUAUAAAGAUCGAAAGAAAGUAUUACUUUUCGUCCGCCUUGGCCAGAAUGAGCACCGUUCUCAGUCAUGAGCCUGAUGAAAAUGGAGCCAAGUAUACUGCUGUCAUUAAAGGCUCUGCAGAAGCCAUCCGAGUGAGGCUGAAGGCUGUCCCGGAAUGGUAUGAAAAAACUCACAAAAAACUGGCGCGAGAUGGCUACAGAGUUCUGGCAUUGGGCUCACGAUCGCUUGAAUAUGAAACGAGAUCCGAGAUGGUCCAGGCCGAGCGUGAUCAGAUUGAAAGAGACUUCGACUUCCGAGGAUUUCUGGUAACCGCAUCACCACUGAAAGAUGAUACGAUUGAGGUUAUAAAAGCUCUCAAGGAGUCGAGUCACUACGUCUCCAUGAUUACAGGAGACGCGCAGUUGACGGCGGUUCACGUAGCGAGAAAAACCGACAUGAUUGUAGACGACGAAACGAAAAUAUACACAUUCGAAAACAGGCCCGCGAAAUCGGAUUUCGUUUGGCGGCGACUUGAUGAGGAGAUUGAAUUUGCAGCUUCAGAAAUUCCAGAUGAUGAUCUCUGCCUCGGUGGAAAGGGAUUUACGUGGAUUAGUGAAAAUCAUGGUGAUGAGUUUUUGAGAAAACUCAUUCCAAAGAUUCGUGUUUUCGCGCGUGUAUCGCCCAGGCAAAAAGAGACAAUAAUAUGCGAAUUGAAGGCAGCCGGAUUCCAUACUGUUAUGUGUGGGGAUGGAACGAAUGAUGUCGGUGCUCUCCGCCAAAGUCAUGUCGGAGUAGCCCUCCUCAGUCAGACUGUUGGCGAAAAGAUUGAUAAACAACAUUCAUACAUGAGAAAACAAAGAGAAAUUGCGACAUACGCUCGUCUCGGGCAACAACGUAUCCAACAGAACCCACAGCUACAAGAGACUUAUGCGAGGCUGAUGGAUGAGCUCGGAGAAAUGGAAGGCCCACAAUAUGUUCAAUUAGGAGAUGCAUCAAUUGCUGCCCCUUUUACUUCAAGAAAACCUUCACCCGCUGCCGUUUUACAUGUGAUUAAACAGGGGCGAUGUACACUUGUCACAACAUUGCAGAUGUUCUCAAUUUUGGCGCUGAAUUCGCUCAUAUCUGCUUACUCUCAAUCAGCACUUUACCUUAAGGGAAUUAAAUUUUCCGAUGGACAAAACAGUCAGUUCGUGGCUAGGCUCCGAAUACGAUUCUGGCCUCGAAACACCGAAAAAUGCUCCGCUGCUGAUUUUCAAUCAUGUUUGUUCGCUCAAAUGAAAUCCGAUAUCGCCAGCGAACGGCUUGUCGUAACAGACAAGGAGCGCAAGGACGUAAUCGUUAAAAUGGGUGCCCUACAGCUGCAGAUUGACCACGGAGACAUGCCUGGGGAAAACUAUCUAUUUAAUGAUCAAGCUUUCAUUGAAAAAGUGAUUAACUAUCAUCGAAAAUACCGAGGAAUGGGGAGGAAGGAAGCAAUGGAAAAAUUCCUUGCGCUUGGCCAACAGCUUACCUACUAUGGAGUGGAGACAUUCCCAGUGCAGAUGAAUAGCUCCAAUUUCUUCCUGGGUCUUCACUGCCAUGGAUACUACCUCUGGACAAGCGACGAGUACAAAACGACCAAAUGUGCGCGAUUUUUUAAGUGGAACAAGAUAAAAGAGUUCAGAUAUCGAGAAAAAAAUUUCUUCAUCAAAUUCAAAAAGAACGUAGAAUUACCUCACCAGACAUUCCAAUUUGCUUCCUUUACCAGAGCUCGCUCUUUAUUUUCCUCAAUGAUGGACUACCACAUCUUCUACCGAGUUAAACCCAACAAAGAUACAGCACGACCUCUUGCGCACAAAAAGAACCUUCCGACUCCUCCUCGAAGCCUGGAACAAAUCUCUUAA
Messenger RNA from Oikopleura dioica, 2937 nucleotides. The record is from the annotation of a GenBank genome assembly. Lineage: Eukaryota; Metazoa; Chordata; Appendicularia; Copelata; Oikopleuridae.